AUGGAUCCUCCUCUGGAGAAGACGGAGACCACCAAAAGUGGCUCAAGAUCUUACAUGAACAGUUUGCACACUGCUGUAGGGGAGCUUCGAAAGAAACGUGCACAGGUUGAGUACGCAGAAGCAGAUCUCGAGGUCAAACGAGCCAAUGUUGUCUACUUUGAGCGGAUGGUUGAGCUUCAGAAGGGAGGAUUCAUUCCACCGGUGGGCAGUCUCCAAGUGCCAUUACAGCCAGAUGUUUCGGUUUUUCCAUCUUCCAAACGUAAAGGUGCUCAGAAUCCAGGUGGAAGGAAAUUCCAGAGGACUCUUUUCCCGGGUCUUUCGCUCCAGAGCAGUUCACUUAUGGUGACAAAAGAUUCAUCUUGCAAUCUGGAAUGCUGGUCUCUGGGGAUGUCAGCCAGCGGAGAGCGCUAUAAAUUCUGCAGAAGAGCAUCCGGUGGCCAGAGAGCAGGCAACCACUAUUAUGCAGUGGACUCCCUGUACUAUGAAGUCGUGGACAUCGAUCACUCCUCACAAGAUCCCCCUCCAAUGGAGUUUCAGAAACACCUCUGGGCGGCAGGAUUCAAAUACGAAGACCCACCACAAGAUCUAACCCAGAAACCACCACCAUCUGAACAUGAGUCAAAAGCAAAAGGAACAAGUCAAUCCCUGGAUCAAAGGGAUGAAAUGAGCACAAGCAGUGGAAGCAGCAGUGACAGUGACGGAGACGACCACAUACCAGAGCCAGAGGGAUCAAAACAUGGCAAACUCAAAGCCUAUGUCCAGAAAGUCGAAAAGGACAGAAAGGAAACCCUGAAAAGGGAAAACUUGGAAAAAAAACGUGCUGGUAAGACUUCCGCUUCAAAGAAGCCUACCGAAAAGAAAGACCCAAAGCCACCAAAAAAGUCUAAGUCUGUAACGAACAAAUCCAAGUCCCCUCCAAAGAAGUCAAAGUCUCCUCCCAAGAAAGCUUCAGUCAAGACUAAGCGAAAGCUUCCCAAGAAGCCAGAGUCUCCCAAGGAACUCCCUGCCAAAGUCAAGAGAAAGAAAAAGGUCAAGGUCAAAACAAUGACAGAGGUGGAGGCAGCACCUCCAAAGAAACGGCGCACUGGGAACAGCAAUUCGUCGAGGAGAAGCCCGGCAAAUCUGGGAUGGUCGUACCAUGAUAGUACCCUGCCUGGGGAAGAUUUCUAUUGUCGAAACUGUACAGGCAGGAUAGCUGUGAUGGAUCCUUUCCUCACCCACAGAGUACGUCGAAAUGAAGAUGGUGAUGACGACGAUGAUGGUGAACUGAAAGAGUUUCAAUACCAUACGGGUUUCUAUUGCCUUGGCUUUCCCUUGGAGGAUAGAGAGAGUUUCCUGGCUGCUGACUUUGGUGAUGGUCGAGGUCCCACGCUGCAAAACUUUUGCGAGGAUUACUGGAGAAAAACGAAACAGUACUUGAGGAAGUCCUCUGGUAAAAGUGAGGCUGGGGAAGAUGAUGAGAUCCAAGAUGAGGCUGAUUGA
Molecule: messenger RNA, 1482 nt
Organism: Seminavis robusta
Lineage: Eukaryota; Bacillariophyta; Bacillariophyceae; Naviculales; Naviculaceae
Source: the annotation of a GenBank genome assembly